GAGACACAGAGGCGUGUUGUCCGUCUCCUAUAUCUCACAUUACAGUAGAAGACUCACAGAGGAGCGUUUAAGAGCUGAAAGGACUGAAAGAUAACCAGCAUGGCCUCGACCAUCCCCACCAUCCUGGCCUUUACUGCCACUUUACUUUUAUCCGCAUUUGCUGAUGACUGCGACAGUUACACUUUUGCUGGUAUUCACAAGCAAAAACAGUAUUGUUCGUCUCGGGAGUUCUGCUGUGGUUCCUGUGAGAGUCGGUAUUGCUGCACAGAUAUCUUCCGUAAACUCGAUGAGGACAUCUGUUUUUCAAGGGAGUUCGAAACCAUUCCGAUUGCUGUGGGUAUCGUGAUUACGAUCGUCGUCAUCGUACUCAUCAUCGCCUGCUGUGUUUGUCCCUGCUGCUGCUUGUACAAAAUGUGCAGGAAACCCAGACCGGUGAUGGCAACAACCACAACCACAGUAGUAACUACACAGUAUCCUCAGCAGCAGCCUCCAAACCCUGCUACUCAGUAUCCAGCCUACCAGCCAGUUCCUGCACAGCCCGGCUUUGCUGCCCAGCCCGGGUACGGAGGACAGGCCAUGCCCCCUGCCCAAUAUCCGAACCAGCCUUAUGCCCCAGGACCUCCUCCUCCAUACCAGGAGAGUGGAGGAUACCCGGCACCAUACAGCCAGGCUGCCUACGAUGGUUCUCAGGCUCCGUACCCUCUCAAUCCCCCUAUGCAGCCCGGCUACGCUCACCCUCCUCCAUCAACCAACUACAACGCAGCACAGCCUCCGUACAACCCGGCCUACGUGGAGCCGCCCAAAACGGGAUACUAAGCCACGACUGUCUGACACCACACAGACUCGGCUGGAUUACACACGCCUACAUACUUCCACAUUGGGUCACUCCAGUCCUAUAUGUGCUAUAUUUAAAAUGGAAAAGCUUUCUGAUGUGAUCGAAUCAUUCUGACUGUUAUGGCUUAAACCUCAAUAUAAACUGCAGGAUAAGAAAUGACAUAGCGAUUUUCCAUUGGAUAAUUUAGCACAUAUAGGACGUGUUUAAUGACUCCAAGCCAUACUCUGUGCUUUCUUCAGUUGUCAGUGAAAAGAAAAGGCGAAUGAGGCUCAUACGAGUGUGAAAGAACCAGUGCAGAACCGAGACAUAUUCUCUUUCUUCCUUUUAUUAAGUGUGGCGGUUUUACAAUGCAGGGUCUGAGCUUGAUAUCUGGGGGACUGAAGAAGGGUAGUGUGCUUCUUUGAGCACUUUUGACCUCAAACUUGGCUGAUGUAAUAAAGUAAGAGGAAACUUUUUUUUUUUCUUUUAAAAUAUGCCCUAUUUGUGGUGAAGUGUGGGCGGGAUACAAGUGCUUGCGAAAAUAAAAACAGAAAUGUAACAUGAUGGAAAAUGAUGUGCGAUGUAAUUACACUGAUUCUAAAUUCACACUCAAACACCAAAGGUUUAAUUCUCUGUGAAUUUGGGUGAACUUGUAUAAACGUGUGUAUAAAGAUAGGUCAUGGUAUUCUAUUUCCUUUCAGUAUUCGACUUUUCUUUUCGAUCUAUUCGUAUAUAACCAAGGACCCAGAAUAUGCCUUAUUUCUUAUUUUAUGCAGUCAUAAGGGAAAUCCGCAUGUUUAACCAGCAGAUGUGACUUAAAGGCUCAUAUCCAAUAUCAGUUUUAAACAGGCUGUUAAUGGUGUGGUCAUUUCUUCAUAUAUAUAUUUUUUAAAUGUCCUUUUCAUGGCAUCUUCGUGACAGGAAUGGUGUGCAGUUUUGGAAGCAGACUUUUUGUGAUGUUUUUUUAUUUCACUCUGCCAUGAUUGUUUAUCAAGGCAUUACAUUUCGUAAUCAGAAAAGAGCUGUACAAGUUUUUAUUUUGACCCCAGACAGAAUUGCCUUGUCUUUUCAGCUAUUGUGUCUUGAUUUUUCUCUCUCUCUCUCUCUCUCUCUCCCCCCAUUACCGAUAUUUGGGUUUAGUUACAUGUAAAAUAUUUUCAUUCAGCCAAAUUUCCAAAGCAAAUUAAACAUUUAUGUGCUUGAA
Hemibagrus wyckioides is the source of this 2018-nucleotide messenger RNA. RefSeq names its product shisa family member 10, tandem duplicate 1 (gene shisa10.1). The coding region runs from base 100 to 816 and encodes 238 amino acids. The transcript has 5 exons. Lineage: Eukaryota; Metazoa; Chordata; Actinopteri; Siluriformes; Bagridae. The record is from RefSeq and is a predicted model, not a curated record.